UUGUCAUUUCUAGUUUGUCGUCGGAGUGUCAAAAAGGUCGGUGGUCGUUCUGAAUCUGAAAAUUGAAAGUUUGUAAAUUAUCGGUAAAAUAUUGUGAUUCAUUGGGUAAAGGUGUUAAAGUGUUCAAAAACGACCUGUAGGCUACAUAAAAUCUGAGUAUUUUACAUGGGUAUUUUCUUUGUUUAAGGAACAAAGAACGACUCUUCAUUACUGUUGCCAUUACUCACGUUUCAAAUAAAGAAGUUGAAAUUUCCGCUUUUGGUAAAUCAACAUUUGGUAAUAAUUGCAUUUAGUGAGGAAGUAAUUACUUGUUGACUGGAAGACGCGAAUUAAAACAAACGACGCAAAACAAAAGAUGCCAGCUGAUUCAAUUUCAAGAAUGGAUUCUAAUGGCUCUAAUGACAAUGAAAAAAAUAUUCCACCACAAAACAUUUUGGGUACAUCGCCAGGAACAUCAAGUUUACGCUCCCGCACGGACAGCGAAUGCUCUGACAAACUAGCCAGAUUCGUAUUGCCCAGCAUGGAUGGCAGCCCACCAAAGGUGAUGACGCUUGAUGAAGUAACUAAUGUAGUUAAAAACAUACAAAAUAUGGAACUUGCCCAUGAAAUUGCAUUAAAUCCUGAGUUUAAAUUGCAACCCUAUGAACCACCUGAAAACAGCCUUGAAAAACGUAUAAAGGAUUGCAUGCACAAAGCGUUCUGGGACUUACUAAGGGAGCAGCUGAACUCUGACCCUCCUUCCUAUGAUUACGCUAUACAAUUGUUAAGUGAAAUUAAGGAAUGUUUUCCCCAGAUUCUAACCCAAAAUAAUAAACUCAUUCUGGAUCAAAUCAACGAUAUCUUAGACGAGUCGGUUAUUCGCCAACAAGCUGAAAAAGGAGUUCUCGACUUUCAAUCUUAUGCAAAUUUUAUUAUUAAAAUUAUGGGAAAAUCGUGUGCACCAGCUAGAGAUGACGACAUUAAGAAACUCACACAAAUCGAAGAUGUUGUUGACAUGUUCAAAGGUAUUUUGGAUACAAUGGCUCUUAUGAAAUUGGACAUGGCGAAUUUCUUAUUAGAUUUUUCUCGUAACGCCAUCAUGGCAAACUCAGUCGAGUAUGAGAAACAGAAAUUUAAUGAAUAUUUGGAAUAUUAUAAAUUUGGUUUUCCCGCAACAGAAAAUUGGCUUCAACGUAAUCUCACCCAAACAUCAAAUGGCACGCUAAUUACUGCAGAUCAGGCUAUGUCGAAUGCUUAUAUGGAACUCAUGGAUUGGAAGGAAGAUGUUGAUUUCCCUGAAAUUCUUUCCACAGACAAGGAGCGUAUUCUCAAAUUGGGCCAAAGAGCUAAGCGUUUGUGUGUCGGAGCAUCUCUAAUAGCCAUUUGUUCCGCAGUACCUGUUAUAUCGCAACGUUCUGAAAAUCGAAUUGAGUUAGCAAAACAAAUUGAAAUACUGCUACACAGUAUAACGAACGAAAAAGAGAUAUCAGAGGCUAUAGAUAAUAUUUGGGAACAAAUAAAAACUGUAAUCAAUAAGUAUUUGAAAAAGGAAAGUCAAUCAACAAUGGACACAGAUGCACUGGACAUGCUCCAAACGCAAAUAAAGCAAAUUGCUAAUAGGGAUGCUCCAGUUAGGCAACUUAUGUGGAAACGAUUGCAGACAUAUUUUCGACUAGCACUCCGUUCAAAAGGGGGGCUACCGCCUCCACCACCAGGAUACGUUGAUUUCAAAGAUGAAUUAGAAUUCUACACCACUGCCCUUAAACGUGUGAUAGCCUAUAAUCAUUCUGUAUUUGGAGAAUAUUUUUUGCAGAUACUCACCCAACGUCAAACUGAACCAAAUAACGAGACCGUUUGUGCAAGUGAAGGUGCCUCCUCCGAAGCUGAAAUGUUACCCUCGCAGCAAUGAAUUUCUAUAUCGGUGUAGUAAUUAAUUAAGGAAUUCACCCAGCAAACCAGACCCGCAGUUAAGGAAAGCCCAUAUACAAAACUGUGUUGUAUUAGCAUUGGCUAACAUGAAUGGAAAUUUAUGUAAGAGUAUUACCGUAUAAGUGAUUGGAAUAUGAAGCACAUGUGUAAUUCUCAGAAAACUAUUGUAAAGAACUUUCUAGACAAAAUGUAUCCAACUAAAGCACCUUUGUCGUCAUUGCAGUACUGUUCAAUUUUCAGUGAAAAACUUUUCUUGAUGGUGCGAGUUUAUGAACUUUCUAACUUUACCAAGGUGCGAAACUUAUUAAGCAUCAUUAUUAUUACAUAAAUAAAAAUUACCGAUGAAUAUAUGAUUACUAAACCUUAAAACUAAGCUUAACAUCAUAACAUAUGGUGCUUACAAACAAUAAACAAAUUGAACAAAUUA
Molecule: messenger RNA, 2335 nt
Organism: Musca domestica (house fly)
Lineage: Eukaryota; Metazoa; Arthropoda; Insecta; Diptera; Muscidae
Product: T-complex protein 11-like protein 1
Exons: 8
Coding region: 356-1888 (510 amino acids)
Biological process (GO): signal transduction
Source: RefSeq, a predicted model, not a curated record